UUAUUUGAGUCGAAUGCAUAUUWUAGCAAGGGUGGGGGGUAAAGAAAAGGGAGAUUUCGUGUAGUUUAGGAUGUAAGGUGAUGUUUCUUUGUAGGACACCAUCCGGUUUGGUUCUUAUAUAACAGCUCAGCCUCUUCGUCGUGUUUCUGCGCGCGGUUUGGAGACCUCCUCCUCCUCCUCCUCCUCMUCCUCUCUYUGCUUCGGUUCAUGACAGAUUCCAAAAGGUGGCCUUUCGGAGAUCUGCCACAUUCCCCUCCUUCCUCUUCCUCUUCCUCUUCCUCCAGGGUACCGGGGAUCAGCACCGUGGACAGCUCCCAGCCUCCUCACGCAAACCGCCGCCCGCGGUUCGCUGCUCGCGCGCGCAAAGUAGGACGCGGGGAGUUCGAGGCGCACUCGGAACCCAUGCGAGACCGCAGCUCCGUGGAUUUAUCCGCUGUUCGCUGACCACCCGGAUGUGACCCAGCUGAGGAUCGGAGUCCGCGGUCAGAAGCUGGAACAAUGAUCUCACGAUACAAACCGAGUCCCAGCUCCACCAUGUCCUUGGCUUUCUGUGGGAGCGAGAACAACUCGUCGGCCUACAACGUGGACGGGGGCGUUCUGAACAACGGCUGCUUCCUGGAUGCGCUCAACGUGGUCCCGCACGUCUUUCUCCUCUUCAUCACCUUCCCCAUCCUCUUCAUUGGUUGGGGCAGCCAGAGUUCAAAGGUUCACAUCCAUCACAGCACCUGGCUUCACUUCCCUGGACACAACCUUCGCUGGCUGCUCACCUUCGUCCUGCUCUUCAUCCUCGUCUGUGAGAUCGCAGAGGGCAUCGUUUCAGAUGGGUUUACCCAAUCCCUCCAUCUCCAUCUCUACAUGCCUGCAGCUCUGGCUUUCAUGGCUGGCAUCACUUCUAUUAUCUACUAUCAUAACAUUGAGACCUCCAAUUUCCCCAAACUGCUUUUAGCCCUGCUGAUCUACUGGGUGCUCGCCUUUAUCAUGAAGACCAUCAAGUUUGCCAAGUACACAGAACACGGCAUCGGCCCCGGGCAGCUUCGCUUCUGCAUCACAGGACUGCUGGUGCUGCUGUACGGACUUCUACUGGCUGUGGAGAUUAAUGUCAUCCUGGGCAGGCGCUACAUGUGUUUCGCCAACCCAACAGAGGUGAAGCCCCCCGAAGACCUCCAGGACCUCGGCGUCCGGUUCCUGCAGCCCUUCGUCAACCUGUUGUCCAAAGCCACCUACUGGUGGAUGAACACGUUCAUCACCUCCGCUCAUCGACGGCCCAUCGACCUGAAGGUCAUCGGCAAGCUGCCCAUCGCCAUGAGGGCGCUCACCAACUACAUCAAGCUGCGCCAGGAGUUUGAGGAGCAGAAGAAGCCUCAGGGCACUGCACCCCAAGGACCAAAAUGGAUCUGGCUGGCUUUGAGGAAAGCGUUCGGCAGGCCCCUCGUCCUCAGCAUCACAUUCCGCUUCAUGGCMGACCUGCUGGGCUUCGCUGGUCCUCUCUGCAUCUCUGGCAUCGUUCACCACAUCAGCAAAGACAAUCGCACCAUUCAACAACCGAUGAAGCUACUCGGCAUCUAUUUUAUUUCCUCCAAAGAGUUCUUAGAGAAUGCGUACGUGCUGGCCGUGCUGCUCUUCAUCGCUCUGCUCCUGCAGAGGACCUUCCUGCAGGCCUCCUACUACGUGGCCAUUGAAACUGGAAUCAACCUGCGAGGAGCCAUACAGACCAAAAUCUACAACAAAAUCAUGCGCCUGUGCACGUCCAACAUGUCCAUGGGAGAGCUCACCGUCGCUCAGAUUUGUAACCUGGUUGCCAUCGAUACCAACCAGCUAAUGUGGUUCUUCUUCCUCUGUCCGAACCUGUGGGCAAUGCCGGUACAAAUCAUUCUGGGAGUUAUGCUCCUCUACUACCUCUUGGGAAUCAGUGCCUUGAUUGGAGCGACCAUCAUCGCCGUGUUAGCUCCGGUGCAAUACUUUGUGGCCACAAAGUUGUCACAAACACAAAAGAGCACUCUGGAGUAUUCCAGCGAGCGGCUGAAGAAGACCAACGAGCUGCUGAGGGGCAUCAAGCUGCUGAAGCUGUACGCCUGGGAGCACAUCUUCAGGGACAGCGUGGAGGAGACCAGAGGCAAAGAGCUCACCAGCCUGCAGGCCUUCGCUCUCUACACAUCUAUAUCCAUUUUCAUGAAUGCAGCUAUUCCCAUCGCAGCUGUGCUGACGACGUUCGUGGUCCACGUCCACAUCUCCGAGGACGCCGAUCUGUCCCCGGCUGUGGCCUUUGCCUCCCUCUCCCUCUUUCACAUCCUGAUCACGCCCCUCUUCCUCCUCUCCAGCGUCGUGCGCUCCACCGUCAAGGCUCUCGUAAGCGUUCAGAAGCUCAGCGAGUUUUUCUCAAGCGACGAGAUCGGCGAUGAGCAGGAGCCCCAAACAAUGCUGACCUCCAGCUGCAGCAAUCACAACCAAAACAGAUACCAGGCUGUGAUAACUAGUGGUUAUUUCACCUGGACAGACGGACCGCCGACACUUUCUGAUGUGGACAUUAAGAUUCCCUUUGGAAAGCUGACGAUGAUUGUGGGUCAGGUGGGCUGUGGGAAGUCGUCUCUGCUGCUGGCAGCUCUGGGAGAGAUGCAGAGAGUGUCGGGAACAGUCAUCUGGAACAGCCUGCUGGACCUUGAAUCUGAGAGAGAUGAAAGUCCCACAGACAGAGAGGCAACAGGUGACAGAGACGUCAGGAAGAGAGGUCCUGUGGCCUACGCUUCCCAGAAGCCCUGGCUGCUGAACGCCUCUUUGGUGGAGAACAUCACCUUUGAGAUGCCCAUGAUCAAAUCAAGAUACAAAGCAGUCAUCGAGGCCUGCUCCCUUCAGCCUGACAUUGACAUCCUUCCUCAGGGGGACCAGACAGAGAUUGGGGAGCGGGGAAUAAUCCUAUCAGGGGGACAGAAACAACGAAUCAGUGUGGCCAGAGCUCUGUACCAGCAGACCAACGUGGUUUUUCUGGACGACCCAUUUUCUGCCUUAGACAUCCACCUGAGUGAUCAUCUGAUGCAGGACGGCAUCCUGAAGAUGCUGAGAGAAGAGAAAAGAACCGUGGUGUUGGUCACACACAAGCUGCAGUACCUACCGCACGCAGACUGGAUUAUUGCAAUGAAAGACGGCACGAUCCAGACCGAAGGGACUCUGAAGGACAUCCAGAACUCGGAACCCGAACUCUUCGAGCACUGGAAGACCCUAAUGCACAGACAGGACCGGGAGUUUGAGACGGAGACGGUUGCAGCGAGCUUGACUGACAUGGAGAGGAAGAACCUUCGGAGGGCCAUGUACUCCAGGGAUGCAGUGAGGACCGAGGACGACGAGGAAGAAGAGUCUGUGGAAAGCGACGACGAGGACAACCUGUCCCAAGUGAUGCGCCAGCGGGCCACCAUCCCAUGGCGUUCUUGCGGCACCUACCUGUCCUCCGCCGGCCUCCCCCUGCUCGCCCUGCUCCUCCUCUCGCAGCUCCUCAAGCACUCCCUGAUGGUCGCCAUCGACUACUGGCUGGCUCGCUGGACGUCGCACGUCAUCAUGGCCAAGAUCGAAGCCAAGACCCACAACUGUACCGUCGCGCAGGACUGUGGCUUCAGUCACUCAUGGUAUCUGUCCGUGUUCAGCGUCCUGUGCUGCCUGGGCAUCGUCCUCUGCCUCGCCACCUCUGUGACCGUGGAGUGGACGGGCCUGAAGGUGGCCAAAGAGCUUCACCACAACCUGCUCAAUAAGAUCAUACUGGCCCCCAUGAGGCUGUUCGAGACGACGCCGCUUGGCAGCAUCCUCAACAGGUUCUCCACCGACACGAACACCAUCGACCAGCACAUCCCCACCACCCUGGAGUGCCUCUCCCGCUCCACCCUGCUGUGUUUGUGCGCCCUGGGCGUCAUCUCCUAUGUGACGCCCGUGUUCCUCAUCGCCCUCCUGCCGCUCGCCGUCGCCUGCUACUUCAUCCAGAAAUACUUCAGGAUGGCUUCCAGAGACCUGCAGCAGCUGGAGGACAGCACUCAGCUCCCUCUGCUCUCCCACUUCUCUGAGACGGUGGAGGGUCUCACCACCAUACGAGCCCUCAGGUACGAGCCCAGGUUCAGGCAGAGGUUGCUGCAGUUCACCGACGCCAACAACAUCGCCUCGCUCUUCCUCACAGCUGCCAACCGUUGGCUGGAGGUCCGCAUGGAGUACAUCGGAGCCUGUGUGGUGCUGGUGGCAGCUGUGGCCUCCAUCACCAACUCUCUGUACAACCAGCUGUCCCCUGGUCUGGUGGGGCUGGGACUCACGUACGCUCUCAUGGUGUCCAACUACAUGAACUGGAUGGUGCGGAACUUGGCAGACAUGGAGGUUCAGCUCGGCUCGGUCAAGAGGAUUAACGGUCUGCUCAAAACCGAACCGGAGAACUACGAAGGACUCCUCACUGUGUCUCAGGUCCCUGACGGWUGGCCCCGGCAAGGAGAAAUUAAGAUCCAGAAUCUGAGCGUUCGAUACGACGCCACGCUCAAGCCGGUACUCAAAAAUGUCAACGCAGACGUGAGCCCCGGUCAGAAGGUGGGAAUCUGUGGCCGAACCGGCAGCGGCAAAUCAUCUUUCUCCUUGGCUUUCUUCCGCAUGGUGGACAUGUUCGAAGGGAGGAUUGUGAUCGACAACAUCGACAUCUCCAAGCUGCCUCUGCAGACCCUCAGGUCUCGGCUGUCCAUCAUCCUUCAGGACCCCAUCCUGUUCAGCGGCACCAUCCGGUUCAACCUGGAUCCAGAGAUGAAAGCAACAGAUGAGAUGUUGUGGGAAGCAUUGGAGAUCGCUCAGCUGAAGCCUGUUGUUAAAACUCUCCCAGGAGGUCUGGAUGCCAUGGUGACGGAGGGAGGAGAAAACUUCAGUCAGGGUCAGAGGCAGCUGUUCUGUUUGGCCAGAGCCUUCGUGAGGAAGAGCAGCAUCCUCAUCAUGGACGAGGCCACGGCCUCCAUCGACAUGGCCACGGAGAGCAUCCUGCAGAAGGUGGUGAUGACUGCUUUUGCUGACCGGACAGUAGUGACCAUAGCACAUCGUGUCCACACCAUCCUGAACGCCGACCUGGUGAUUGUGAUGAAGCGGGGGAUCAUCCUGGAGUACGACACCCCCCAGGCCUUGCUGGACAGGGAGGACAGUGUCUUCGCCUCCUUCGUGCGAGCCGACAAGUAAAGAAGCACAAGAAGGGGGAAAAAAAAGCUGGCGAGCAUCAAAGGAAGACAUUCAAAGUGCAAUUGUCCCAUGAAAUAUAUGUAUAUUCCCUUUUUUAUAUUUUAAAUCAUGGUGUAUUAUAUUUGUACAUACAAAUAUUAAUUCUUUGUUAAUAAAACAUAAAUUAUCA
This is a messenger RNA of Austrofundulus limnaeus, 5344 nucleotides long. RefSeq names its product ATP-binding cassette, sub-family C (CFTR/MRP), member 8 (gene abcc8). The record is from RefSeq and is a predicted model, not a curated record. Gene Ontology annotation, molecular function: ABC-type transporter activity; ATP binding; ATP hydrolysis activity. Lineage: Eukaryota; Metazoa; Chordata; Actinopteri; Cyprinodontiformes; Rivulidae. Gene Ontology annotation, cellular component: membrane. Gene Ontology annotation, biological process: transmembrane transport; potassium ion transport.